AUGAAGCCAGUGAAUCACGGCCCUUAUGACCCUCUCUUUUCUGGACUGAUCCGUAAAAGACAUUGCACAGAUGUGGCCUGUUGUACUCUCUUCGUGGCAACAGUUGCUGCCUACAUGGUUGUGGGAAUUCUGGCUUGGCUGUUUGGAGACCCUCGCCAUGUUCUCUUCCCCAGGAACUCGACUGGAAUGUUCUGUGGUACCGGUAUGAAUGUGAACAAGCCUAGCAUGUUCUAUCUGGACAUACUGAAGUGUGUCACCACUACCAAUACGAUGGCUGCAGCACUGAAUGGUCGUCAGUGCCCUACAACACAGGUGUGCGUCACAAAGUGUCCCUCACAGUACUGGAUGUUACCAGAAGCUGCUUAUGAAGCAGGUGCCAUCCCCAUGGACUUCUUCCCGCGGCAGUACUGCGACCCCAACUUUGACCUGGCAGGGACAACACUGACAGUCCAAGACAUCCUUGAUCAGGAACUUUGCCCGUCCUUCUAUAUCCCAAGUGAACCAGCUUUGGGGAGAUGUUUACCCACUCUUGCUGCUCUAAGAAAGAUGCCCUCCAACUUCACUUUGCCUGGAAAGGCCAAUGUCAACGAAACUGUUACCAGUAUUACCACAGCCAUACGCUCCCUAAUAACAGGCUAUAAUACCAAAGCCGUGGGAGUUAGGAUAUUUGAAGACUUUGCUUCGUCCUGGUACUGGAUAUUACUUGGUAUGAUAGUAGCCAUGGUCGUCAGCCUGGUCUUCCUGUUGCUGCUGAGGUAUCUGGCCUUUGUCCUGGUCUGGGUGCUUAUCCUGGGAGUGCUAGCCAUGGGAGGCUAUGGUAUAUUUCGCUGCUACAUAGAAUAUGCCUAUUUCAGCAAGUCAAAAAUGACUAUUGGUGACCUCAGGUUCAAGGAAAAAAUGUCUGUCUACUUUCAAGUUAAAGAGACCUGGCUGGCCAUCUUGAUCGUCUUGUGUGUGGUGGAGUUCAUUCUCCUUGUGGUCCUCAGCUGCAUCAGGAGGAGCGUGGUCACAGCUGUGUCUCUCAUCGAAGAGUCCAGCAGGGCCGUGGGUUGCAUGAUGUCCACCCUUGUAUACCCUCUGUUUACCUUUGUGCUGGUGGUGGUGUGUGUCUCCUACUGGGGGAUAACCGCUCUGUACCUGGCAACCUCCGGAAUCCCUGUAUACAGAGUGGUGUCUCUGAAUAACACCAUCAUGCCGGGAUGCAAUCUUAUCAAUGGAACACAAAACUGCCGCCCACAGACGUUCGACUCCUCAAUAUACCCAGACUGCCCCGCGGCGCGAUGCCUCUUCUACAAGUACGACGAGGAAGGCUUUUUCCAGAGGAACUUGGUCAGCCUCCAGCUCUUCAACGUCUUUGCCUUCCUGUGGUGUGUCAACUUUGUCAUUGCCUUGGGACAGAGCACCCUGGCUGGGGUGUUUUCAUCCUACUACUGGGCCUUUACCAAACCCACCGACAUCCCUGCCUUCUCCCUGAGCCAUGCUUUCAUCCGCACGCUACGGUAUCACGUUGGCUCUCUGGCGAUCGGCUCCCUAACGCUCCUAUUCUUCCAGCUCCCCAGGAUUCUGAUGGAAUACCUGGACCGCAAGUGCCGUGAUUCCAAAGGCUCGUGCGCUCGGUUCCUGGUGACCUGCUUCCGGCCCUGCUCCAUUUGUUUGGAGGGCUUCCUCAAAUUUGUCAGCAGGAACGCCUUCAUCGCGAUGGCUAUGUAUGGCGAGAACUUCGCUGUGUCAGCACAUAGUGCCUAUGCACUACUGUUGAGGAACAUUAGCCGGGUGGUAGUACUGGACGGUGUGGCCGACAUGCUCUUGUUCUUUUGCAAACUCAUAGUGGUCGCAGCAGUUGGUGUGCCGGCAUUCUUCUUCUUCUCGGGUGGAAUCAACAUGCCCGAGGACGCCUUCCAAGCCAACAUGCUCAACUACUACUGGGUCCCCAGCAUCACGGUGAUAGUGGCAGCCUACCUCAUCGCUCAGGGCUUCUUCAGUGUCUACAGCAUGUGCAUCGACACCCUCUACAUGUGCUUCAUGGAGGACCUGGAGAGGAAUGACGGCAGUGUGCAGAAGCCAUACGUUAUGUCUCGAAACCUGAUGAGAAUCCUGCGCAGAACACGCCCAGGGCAGUCCAUCCAGAGGACCAACUAACUUCUCUCCUUCGCUCCUGUCUGCCCCCUCCCCUCAAUCCUCCCUUUUCCCCUUAAACUCUUCAACCCACCUCACAUCUUUUCAAUUUCUCUUUUAUUAAACACCAUUAGC
Messenger RNA from Hypomesus transpacificus, 2250 nucleotides. RefSeq names its product choline transporter-like protein 4. Bases 1 to 2139 code for a protein of 712 amino acids. The transcript has 21 exons. Gene Ontology annotation, cellular component: plasma membrane. The record is from RefSeq and is a predicted model, not a curated record. NCBI's taxonomy places the organism in Eukaryota, Metazoa, Chordata, Actinopteri, Osmeriformes, Osmeridae. Gene Ontology annotation, biological process: choline transport; thiamine pyrophosphate transmembrane transport. Gene Ontology annotation, molecular function: thiamine pyrophosphate transmembrane transporter activity.